Messenger RNA from Gadus macrocephalus (Pacific cod), 4859 nucleotides. RefSeq names its product monocarboxylate transporter 12-B-like. Bases 734 to 2368 code for a protein of 544 amino acids. Gene Ontology annotation, biological process: monocarboxylic acid transport; transmembrane transport. Lineage: Eukaryota; Metazoa; Chordata; Actinopteri; Gadiformes; Gadidae. The transcript has 8 exons. The record is from RefSeq and is a predicted model, not a curated record. Gene Ontology annotation, molecular function: monocarboxylic acid transmembrane transporter activity.
UUGAUUAGCUGAAAAUACAGAUUGACAGCUAAAACCUUUCAAUAAGUGCACACGGGAACAACAAAUGCAAUACAAAAUCUUUAACAAUCCCAGGAUCGCUACAAUAUAAAAAUAUAUAUAUCUAUCUCUAUAUCUAUAUAGAGAGAGAGAGAUAGAUAGAUAGAUAGAUAGAUAGAUAGAUAGAUAGAUAGAUAGAUAGAUAGAUAGUUAGAUCAAAUAUACCAGGGGACGGAUGAAUAGUUAAUUUCCCCCUAGAUUGCGGAACGAGAUAAAGAGGGUUCAUGUCCAGGGGUCUAGAACAAAAAACUUCAAUCAGUGGAAAUUCACUUUUCAGGUUAAACAGACAGAAUCACUUGGCCAUUGUUACUGCAGACUUGCUGAACUCCUGCAAUUGCAUAAUUAGUUUUCACGUGUCGUGGGGGAGGAGGUGUGUAUGUGUGGGGGGGGGGGGGCUCCUCCGUCUCGUGUUGCUGCAAAGGGGAGCGCGGCGGCUGAAAAAGUUCAACAGUGUGUGUUGUGAUGCCAUACGGCGCGCAUCUGCUGUUCCGCACGGUAACCGGCACGACCGCAAGUGGCGAGAGUUGUGAUGCUGCAAAAGUUUUCCUAGUUCGGGCUGAGCUGGCCCAUGCGUGCGGUACCGUAGAACCGGCCAACACCGGAGGACACUUCAACUUGUUCAAUGCUCAAGUGACUGCGCUUCACUCCUGACUCAGCAUACCCCACCAGAAGAUUGAUGUCGUCCAUGGCUGACCCAACUGCAAUGCAUCCUGGGAAGCGGCAGUGGGUGGCUCCGCCUCCAGAUGGGGGGUGGGGUUGGGUCAUCGUCGGCUGCUGCUUCAUGGUUACAGUUUGUACCCGUGCUGUUACAAGGUGUAUCUCUAUCUUCUUUGUAGAAUUCCAGGUGCAUUUUGGAGGAGACUAUUCUGGGACUGCCUGGAUACACAGUCUAGUUGACUGUACCACUAUGCUCUGUGCUCCACUAGGCAGCGCUGUAGCCACCAGGUGGUCCAGCCGGGUGUCGGUGGUGCUGGGGGGUCUCCUGUCCUCCUCGGGUCUCCUGCUCAGCUCCUUCUGCUCCAGCCUGGAGGGGCUGUACCUCACCCUGGGCGUCAUCACUGGUGUGGGCUUCGCCCUGUGUUACACUCCAGCCAUUGCCACGGUGGGCGGCUACUUCAGCCAACGCAAGGCGCUGGCGUACGGCAUCGCCAUGUCGGGCAGCGGCAUCGGCACCUUCGUCCUGGCCCCGGCCGUCCAGAUCCUCAUCGACUACUACAGCUGGAGGGGCGCCCUCCUCAUCCUCAGUGGCCUCGUGGCCAACCUGUGUGUGUGUGGCGCCCUGCUUCGUCCCAACACCAGCGGCCACAACCCGGACAUAGAGAAGCAGGGUAACCAGUACCAGGGAGAAAAACCCCCUAAGGAAACGCCGCUCCUUAAGGAUCCUACUCUCCUUAAGGAUCCUACUCUCCUUAAGGAUCCUACCCUCCUUAAGGAGCCUUCGGUCGCCGCCUCGCUGACGUCUCUUCAGCGGCCUUCAGGAGCUGACGUCGCAGACCACGCCCCCUCUUCCAGCUGCAAGCCAAUCGGAGGGCGGCGCCUCAGUUCCUGCUUCCUGUCCAGCAGGGACUACGAGUUCCUGCUGCUGCCUGACUUUGUGUGUCUGGCCAUGUCCUUCCUGCUCCUGGCCAGUGGCUGCAGCCUGCCCUUCGUGUACCUGGUGCCCUACGCCCUGAACUCCGGGGUCAGCAGCCAGAACGCGGCGCUCCUCAUGUCCACCCUGGGCGCCGUGGGCAUCGUAGGCAACAUCACCUUCGGCUGGCUCACCGACAGGAGGUGUCUGAAGCCAUAUCGACGGGCGUGUUACACCGUUGCCGUGGGGAUGGAAGGCGUGUGUUGUGUGUGUGUCCCCUUGCUGUGCACCUUCUACCAGCUCCUCCCCUUCUCCGUCCUCUACGGGUACUUUGACGGGGCCUACGUGGCUCUCAUCCCCGUGGUAACCAGCGACGUCGUCGGCCCCGCCCACCUCUCCUCCGCUCUGGGCGUCGUCUACUUCCUGCACGCCAUCCCCUACCUGAUUAGUCCGCCCGUAGGAGGUUGGUUGGUCGACAAGACAGGGAGCUACGCCGCCACCUUCUUCCUCAGUGGCACCGCCCUCCUGGCUAGCGCGUCGGUCCUCUCCACCAUCGCCUGGAUACAACACUGUCGGCGCCACGCGUCAUCGAAGGCGUCGCCCGUGGCAACCAAGGCUAACAUCUCUAAGGACACUGAGCCCCUCCCCCUUGGCCUAGCCAACCAAUCGGACUGCUUCAUUGUUUAUAACAAAGAGGCUAAAGACGCGAUGCCCACAGACAGCCAGGGUAUAGCUUCCUAGCAGUGACUCGCAGUGUGAUGCUAGCUAUGCUAAGCAUAAUGGCUGCAUAGCGGUAGCUCACACUGUGACGCUAAAGAUGCUAGAGAUGCUAAGCAUAAUGGCUGCAUAGCAGUAGCUCACACUGUGACGCUAAAGAUGCUGGAGAUGCAAAGCCUAGUUAAUGGCAGUGGACCAAAGUACUGGCAAUACCAAAGAGCAUUCAAAGAGUAAGUGAUCAAAUACCUCAAAGGAAAAGUAUGGCUGAUCAUAUGUGUGAAUUUAUGGAAUUGGAAUUCUACCAUAAUGGACUUUAUGGUAUUGGACUUAGAAAUUGGACUUAACAACCUAAUUGUAUUGUACACUUAAUUUGUUGCUAAGUGUGUCAGGAAAGCAGGCCGGCUUAAUGGGAUAUGAAUCAAAAAGUCACAUUUUCCAUUAUUCCCUGCUCUCAGUGAGCUUGGCCCCGUAGACUUUGAACAACUUCAAAAUUGGUGUUAUAGCACCCAGAAAACGGCAGGUCUAUGGCCAACUUGAAGCGCCACAUUGGUCCUCUCAUCCCCACAGCGUCACACGGUACACACCUGUACUGUACCUGUACAGUCAAAUCGUCUAACAGGCCCCCUGGUCUUGUUCUCAUCUCUCAACGGAGUGCCUUGAAUGGCGUGCUUUGACUGUGCUUCCGAUAGAUGGAUGUCUGCUCCCGUUUGCGUUUGCUUUGUCAAAUCCCUCGUCAAAAGUUACAUUUCAAUUUCUUCAUUGUUCUAGUCAUGUUCUGACGGUUCUCUCUCUAUAAACCGACAUAUACAGCUGACAGAAAGUAAGAGAAAGGAUAUGGGAGAUUCAGUAGACCAGACGUGCCUUCUCCCAGCCCACACCGCUGCCUGCAAUUGGAUAACAUUAAUGAUUGUGUUAGGAAUCAGCCCUCAUACAUUGCGUUGACUAUUGUUCCCUGUGUUCAACCGCUUAUGCAAACACAACAGUUCCAAAGUAUAUCUGUCCUGAAACCCGGUUAAAGAGUUACGGGUGGUCGAGCUACAGGCCAAGUAGAGAAGAACAGAAAUCGGAGGUCAAUAAGGUAGUACCGUACCUGAUAAAUGUUACACAACCAACACCCUGAAUGCUUCUAACUGUUGAAGGCCUUAUAAUCUUCUUUCUAUUCAAAUUUGGGGACUGUUAAAUAUUGUUCAAAGAGUAAGUGAUCAAAUACCUCAAAGGAAAAGUAUGGCUGAUCAUAUGUGACAGGGUGAAUUUAUGGAAUUGGAAUUCUACCAUAAUGAACUUUAUGGUAUUGGACUUAGAAAUUGGACUUAACCACCUAAUUGUAUUGUACACUUAAUUUGUAUUGUGCACUUAAUUGUAUUGUACACUUAAUUUCCUGACACACUUAAAGUGUGUCAGGAAAGCAGGCCGGCUUAAUGGGAUAUGAAUCAAAAGUCACAUUUUCCAUUAUUCCCUGCUCUCAGUGAGCUUGUUGGAUGAUAAAGUCCCCGUAGACUUUGAACAACUUCAAAAUUGGUGUUAUAGCACCCAGAAAACGGCAGGUCUAUGGCCAACUUGAAGCGCCACAUUGGUCCUCUCAUCCCCACAGCGUCACACGGUACACACCUGUACUGUACCUGUACAGUCAAAUCGUCUAACAGGCCCCCUGGUCUUGUUCUCAUCUCUCAACGGAGUGCCUUGAAUGGCGUGCUUUGACUGUGCUUCCGAUAGAGGGAUGUCUGCUCCCAUUUGCGUUUGCUUUGUCAAAUCCCUCGUCAAAAGUCUUUACCUUUCAAUCUCAAUUUCUUCGUUGUUCUAAUCAUGUUCUGACGGUUCUCUAUCGUAUCGAGACCAUCUCUCCACUCCGUUACAUAUUCCAUAUGUACGGGAUUGGAGAGAUGUUCUCUUCACUCAGAGAACCAGGGUUACCACGUAACCCGAACGUUCCAAAGUAUAUCUGUCCUGAAACCCGGUUAAAGAGUUACGGGUGGUCGAGCUACAGGCCAAGUAUAGAAGAACAGAUAUCGGAGGUCAAUAAGGUAGUACCGUACCUGAUAAAUGUUACACAAUUAACACCCUGAAUGUUUCUAACUGUUGAAGGGCUUAUAAACUUCUUUCUAUUCAAAUUUGGGGAAUGUUAAAUAUUGGUCAGCUUAAUGUUUUCUUGUUCCAUGUUUCAAUGAGCUUUAUUUUUGUCAUUAUUGUUUGACAUAUUUUUGUUGUUGUUCGAACCGAAUCAUUGUACUUGUGCCAUGACGUUAAUUACUUUGUAUUAUCAGGGACCUGAAUGUUAUAAUCGAUAUGCCUUGUGAUGGUCCUAACACUUGAUUUUACAAAAGAUGUAAACUUUUUCUCUUUAGGUUGAGGUGGAUGUAGUUUUCCUUGUUGACCAGAAGAGAGACUGAUAUUCUUUGUAACCAAAGCAUUUCUCUCAGCUUACUUGACAAACUGACUUCCUUCUAACUCAGGAACAUGUUCUAUUGGAUAGAAAUAUCCAAUCGAGAAAUAAUAAAUUAAUAAAUAUCUUACCAUA